Molecule: messenger RNA, 1567 nt
Organism: Oncorhynchus keta (chum salmon)
Lineage: Eukaryota; Metazoa; Chordata; Actinopteri; Salmoniformes; Salmonidae
Product: glutamic acid-rich protein-like
Exons: 2
Coding region: 246-1433 (395 amino acids)
Source: RefSeq, a predicted model, not a curated record
GGAGAAAGAAGAGGGUGAUGAGAAAGAAGAGUGUGAUGAGGGCGAGGAAGAAGGGGGUGAUGCGGAAGUGGAGAAAGAAGAGUGUGAUGCGGAAGUGGAGAAAGAAGAGUGUGAUGAGGAAGUGGAGAAAGAAGAGUGUGAUGAGGAAGUGGAGAAAGAAGAGGGUGAUGAGGAAGAGGAAGAAGAGGGUGAUGAGGAAGUGGAGAAAGAAGAGGGUGAUGAGGUAGUGGAGAAAGAAGAGGGUGAUGAGGAAGAGGAGGAAGAAGAGGGUGAUGAGGAAGUGGAGAAAGAAGAGGGUGAUGAGGAAGUGGAGAAAGAAGAGGGUGAUUAGGAAGUGGAAAAAGAAGGGUGAUGAGGAAGAGGAGGAAAAAGAGGGUGAUGAGGAAGUGGAGAAAGAAGAGGGUGAUGAGGAAGAGGAGAAAGAAGAGUGUGAUGAGGGCGAGGAAGAAGGGGGUGAUGCGGAAGUGGAGAAAGAAGAGUGUGAUGCGGAAGUGGAGAAAGAAGAGUGUGAUGAGGAAGUGGAGAAAGAAGAGGGUGAUGAGGAAGUGGAGAAAGAAGAGGGUGAUGAGGAAGUGGAGAAAAAAGAGUGUGAUGCGGAAGUGGAGAAAGAAGAGUGUGAUGAGGAAGUGGAGAAAGAAGAGUGUGAUGCGGAAGUGGAGAAAGAAGAGGGUGAUGAGGAAGUGGAGAAAGAAGAGGGUGAUGAGAAAGAAGAGUGUGAUGAGGGCGAGGAAGAAGGGGUGAUGCGGAAGUGGAGAAAGAAGAGUGUGAUGCGGAAGUGGAGAAAGAAGAGGGUGAUGAGGAAGUGGAGAAAGAAGAGUGUGAUGCGGAAGUGGAGAAAGAAGAGGGUGAUGAGGAAGUGGAGAAAGAAGAGGGUGAUGAGGAAGAGGAGGAAGAAGGGGGUGAUGAGGAAGUGGAGAAAGAAGAGGGUGAUGAGGAAGAGGAGGAAGAAGGGGGUGAUGAGGAAGUGGAGAAAGAAGAGGGUGAUGAGGAAGUGGAGAAAGAAGAGGAUGAUGAGGAAGAGGAGGAAGAAGGGGGUGAUGAGGAAGUGGAGAAAGAAGAGUGUGAUGAGGGCGAGGAAGAAGGGGGUGAUGCGGAAGUGGAGAAAGAAGAGUGUGAUGAGGAAGUGGAGAAAGAAGAGUGUGAUGCGGAAGUGGAGAAAGAAGAGGGUGAUGAGGAAGAGGAGGAAGAAGGGGGUGAUGAGGAAGUGGAGAAAGAAGAGGGUGAUGAGGAAGAGGAGGAAGAAGGGGGUGAUGAGGAAGUGGAGAAAGAAGAGGGUGAUGAGGAAGUGGAGAAAGAAGAGGGUGAUGAGGAAGAGGAGGAAGAAGGGGGUGAUGAGGAAGUGGAGAAAGAAGAGUGUGAUGAGGAAGAGGAGGAAGAAGAGGGUGAUGAGGAAGUGUAGAAAGAAGAGGGUGAUGAGGAAGAGGAGAAAGUAGAGUGUGAUGAGGGCGAGGAAGAAGGGGGUGAUGCGGAAGUGGAGAAAGAAGAGUGUGAUGCGGAAGUGGAGAAAGAAGAGUGUGAUGAGGGCGAGGAAGAAGGGGGUGAUGAGGAAGAGGAGAAAGAAGAGUGU